Molecule: messenger RNA, 1658 nt
Organism: Lutzomyia longipalpis
Lineage: Eukaryota; Metazoa; Arthropoda; Insecta; Diptera; Psychodidae
Product: dolichyl-diphosphooligosaccharide--protein glycosyltransferase subunit 1
Exons: 1
Coding region: 83-1453 (456 amino acids)
Cellular component (GO): membrane; oligosaccharyltransferase complex
Source: RefSeq, a predicted model, not a curated record
AAGAAGUCGCCGCGUGUUGUCGUGUCAUAUUUUCCGGCUCCGGCGGGUGAAAUAGGAAAAAUUAGUGCAAAAAACCCACGAAAUGCGCAAAGUAGCUUGUCUCCUGAGCCUCCUGGCUGCUGUCCUCACCACCCAGGGUGCAACGUAUGUGGAAAUUGAGAAUAAGAACGUGGAUAGGACGAUAGAUGUGAUCUCGCAGCUCGUCAAGAUUUCCUACAAGAUAACUCCGGAAGCAAAGGAUAAGAAGUCCAUUGAGUUCUACACAUUCGUUGUCCCGGAGAAGGAUGCCCCGCAUUUAGCCUACAUUUCCGUCAAGGAUGCCACGAAGAAGGAAUUGAAGUUGAGUGAGUCAAAGACAAAGAAUGGCGUAUCGUACCGCAUCACACUGGCUACACCCUCCGCGAAUCCCGUCAUUUACAUUGAGACCGUCUUCACGAAGCUCCUGGAACCCUAUCCGACGCACAUUGCACAAUCUGACAAACAAUUGGUGCGAUACUUUGGUCAUUUGUACUUCUACACACCCUACAAGACGCUCACGCAGAAGACAACCGUCCAUUUGGCCUCCCGGAAUGUGGAAUCCUACACACAGGUGAAGCCAGUCUCACAAUCAGACACUAUUCUCAAUUAUGGGCCUUAUGAGAAUAUUGGGUCAUUUGUGGAGGAUGAACUGGUUGUGCACUAUGAGAAUCACUCACCCUUCCUCACUGUGACACGCCUCGAGAGAACCAUUGAGGUCUCCCACUGGGGAAAUAUUGCUGUGGAGGAAACCAUCGACAUGGUACAUUCGGGGGCAAUGCUCAAGGGCUCCUUUUCACGCUAUGACUUCCAGAAGGACACCCGAAGUGGGCAGUCGAGUGUUAAAUCCUACAAAACCAUCCUCCCGGCAUCAGCCACUGGGGUCUACUAUCGCGAUACAAAUGGAAAUAUCUCCACGUCAGCCAUGAGAAUUCUCAAGGAUUCCGUGGAGCUGGAUCUACGCCCGCGUUUCCCCCUUUUUGGCGGCUGGAAAACUCACUACACGCUCGGCUACAAUGUUCCCUCCUUUGAGUACCUCUUCUCCUCCGGGGACAACUACCUGCUGAAGAUGCGCGCCGUUGAUCACAUCUUCGACGACAUGGCCAUCGAUGAGCUCAUCGUGAAGAUCAUCCUCCCCGAGGGAAGUGGAAAUAUCAAACUUGUCACCCCGUACAGCGUCACGCGACUGCCGGACAGCCUCCACUACACCUACCUAGAUACUUUCGGGCGUCCCGUGGUCACCUUCACGAAGCGCAAUCUCGUGGAGAAUCACAUCAGUGAUCUCAAUCUCAAGUACACCUUCUCGCGCAUUAUGAUGCUGCAGGAACCCCUCCUUGUGGUGGGCUUCUUCAUGGUUCUCUUUGUCCUCGUCAUCAUCUGGAUGCGCCUGGACUUUUCCAUUUCACGCGAAAAGGAUGUCCAUCAUCACAAGGAAUAAUUAAAUAAAUAAAUUCAAUCCCAGUCACACAGAUUUUCUGUGCAAAGCACCACAAGAAAUAAAAAUUGCCGGACAUUUUUCAAACAAAAAAAAUUAAACAUUCGCAUCCGGAAGCAUUUUUUUUUGUACGUUGUAAGGAAAAUCAUCCAGAAGAGAUGUUUAUACAUACAUAAUAAUAAGAUCAAUAAAGACGUGUGUGUGAGGA